AUGGCUAUCCUCUCCCGUUUGCUACUGUGGAGGCGAGUCAUUAUACUAAUUGCCACACCCAUUGCUCUACUGCCCCUGAUUACAGUUUUCGACAGCAGCGAAACCAAAUGCUCCUACCUGCUGAUCCUGAUGGCCGUCUACUGGGUGACCGAGACACUACCCGUGGGGGUCACAUCCCUCCUGCCCGUCGUCUUCUUCCCAUUCUUUGAGAUCGUAUCGUCUGCCGAGAUUUCUGCUCAGUAUGUCAACGACGCCAACAUGUUGUUUCUGGGCGGGCUCUUGAUGUCUGCUGCCAUCGAGUACUGGCAGCUCCACAAGAGGACGGCUCUCAGUAUUCUGAGAUAUGUGGGACCCGAGCCCCGAUGGUUACUGCUGGGCAUCAUGCUGACCACGUGGUUCACGUCCAUGUGGAUCUCCAACACCGCGGCCACGGCCAUGAUGGUGCCCAUCGUGGAGGCCAUACUCAUCCAGUUCAAGGACUCGGACAUCGAGAGGUCAUUGUUCUCGCCCACUCGAGAUGUUCUAAAGACUCUAAAGGGCGCGUUAUCGGGUGACGUCAUAACGGUUGGUGACGUGACCGCGUCGACGUCAUUCACCACAGCGACACAGACGACAUCUACAGGGCAGUCCAGCGGGGAGAGCGAGGACAUUCAAGAAGGGAAUGUCCAACAGCUUAGGAAUGUCCUACAGGACGUCAUACAGAAAGACACACUGUCGGAACCGCCGGAGGAGGACGAAAAUUUUGUCCGCUUCGGGAAGGCGUUGUCGCUGUGUGUCUGCUACUCGGCCACGUGCGGUGGUAUCGCCUGCAUCACGGGGACUGGCACCAACCUGGCACUGAAGGCCUACACAGAUGUACUCUACGCAGCCCACGACCUUGAAAACCCCCUGACCUUCAACACCUGGCUGUGGUUUGGCGUACCCCUGUCGCUGAUGGUGCUGUUGAUCUGCUGGGCGUGGCUUCAGAUGUACUACAUCAGCGAUAGGGAGAACACGAGUGACCUGUCACACGAGCAGUACUACACCAAUAAGCUGAAGACGAUCAAAGACAUCAUAGAGAGCGAAUACCAAAAGCUGGGCUCUCUCUUAUUUGGCCAAGUCAUGGUGAUUGGUCUGUUUCUGAUGCUGGUGCUCUUAUGGGUGACACGUGAUCUAGGAGGCGUGGUCGGUUGGGGAGAUUACUUCGAUCCACCUGUGAAGGACAGCGCCCCAGCUAUUUUUAUAGCCGUGUUGUUGUUUUGCCUGCCGUGUACGGCUCCGUGGCUCAAGGCUUACAACGACCCCAACCACCCGGGCAGGUGGAACCGCAGCAAGGGACAUUCUAGACACAGGAAGGCGACCAAAAUUGGUACGUGGGUGAUUCGCCCUUUGUUAACAUGGGAUGUGGCACAACAAAAAGUGCCCUGGCAUAUAUUCUUGUUGCUGGGUGGAGGAUAUGCCCUGUCAAAGGGCAGUGAGAAGUCUGGCCUGUCUACCUGGAUCGGCCUUCACCUUGAGAGCCUCAAGGGCUGGAAUGAGUGGGGGAUGCUCAUCCUCAUCUGCUACGUCACAGCGGCGUCGACGGAGUUCACGUCCAACGCUGCGGUGGCCACACUUCUGCUGCCCAUCAUGGCCCAGCUGGCCCUGAACACUGGGGUCCACCCCCUCUACUACAUGCUGCCCUGUACUCACGCCUGCUCGUUUGCUUUCAUGUUACCUGUGGCCACGCCCCCUAACGCCAUUGUCUUCUCGUACGGGAGAGUCAAAAUAUCGGACAUGGUGAGAACAGGCCUGGUGCUAAACAUCGUGGCGGUGCCAAUCCUGAUAGCUGUGACAGGGACCAUCGGGAACGCUAUCUUCGACUUUGACGAGAUCCCGCUCGCAUUUUACAACGAGAGUUUACUGAGACAAGAGAUUCUCAAUGACGACACCGCCUGAAUGGCUCCUUAGGGCACUCACAUACAACAGACGUGUAACAGGGAUGGUGUAUGGUUUU
Physella acuta is the source of this 1975-nucleotide messenger RNA. Its product is annotated as Na(+)/citrate cotransporter-like. Gene Ontology annotation, molecular function: transmembrane transporter activity. The record is from RefSeq and is a predicted model, not a curated record. Gene Ontology annotation, biological process: transmembrane transport. Gene Ontology annotation, cellular component: plasma membrane. NCBI's taxonomy places the organism in Eukaryota, Metazoa, Mollusca, Gastropoda, Physidae.